Molecule: messenger RNA, 3885 nt
Organism: Anopheles coustani
Lineage: Eukaryota; Metazoa; Arthropoda; Insecta; Diptera; Culicidae
Product: cleavage and polyadenylation specificity factor subunit 6-like
Exons: 6
Coding region: 304-2253 (649 amino acids)
Biological process (GO): mRNA alternative polyadenylation
Cellular component (GO): mRNA cleavage and polyadenylation specificity factor complex
Molecular function (GO): mRNA binding
Source: RefSeq, a predicted model, not a curated record
CUUCGACACAGCCGCCGAAGGUGCGUCGCGAAAAGUGAAAAGAAAAUCCAAUUUCCACAGCUUCGGAAAGUUUUUCACAGCUAAAGUGCACCGUUGCAGCAGUUUUGUUUACUUGAAGAUUCAGGUAAAGAAUGUAGUGUUCGCUGGAGUGAGCGUUGUAGACCGUAAAAAGUGAAUCGUUUCCGGGGGUGAAGCGCCGCAGGCAUUCUGGUUCAAUCUCCCGUGUAGUGGUGCUGUCUUCUUUUUCCGUUGUUGGCGUCGUAGUGUUCGACUGCGACAGUCGCGUUCAAGAAAGAAGCAAAGAUGGCCGAUGGUGGCGUUGAAAUCGAUCUUUACGCCGACGACCUGGAUCAGGAUUACUCGCAAAAUAAUGAUGAUUUCGGUGGCGAAAGCGGCGAUCUUUACGACGAUGUUAUCGUACCGUCCGGUGAUCGCAACAAUGCGGGCCGGGGUCCGUCCAUUGACCGUGGUGAAGGAAUCGAUACGAACGGUUCGUACCAUCACCAUCCCGGUGCCUGGUCGCUGAGUCACAUUCCCCGGCGCCACCAGCUGUACGUGGGCAAUCUGCCCUGGUGGACAACGGAUCAGGACAUCGCGGACUCGGUGGCGGACGUCGGAGUGAACGAUUUUCAGGAGGUGAAAUUCUUCGAAAACCGUGCCAAUGGCCAGUCGAAGGGUUUCUGUGCGAUUUCUCUCGGUUCGGAGAACAGCAUGCGGUUGGUAAUGGAGCGUUUACCGAAGAAGGAACUGCACGGCCAAAACCCGGUCGUUACACUCCCGACAAAGCAAGCAUUAAACCAGUUCGAAAGUCAACAAAAAACACGUCCCACGCCGCCUGCUCCGGGACAAUCGAAUGGACCGCGUCCGCCAGUGCCGGGAAUGCCGAUGGGACACCCAUCGGGUGGUCCAGGAGGACCGGGUGGACCAGGUGGACCCGGUAUGGGUGGUGGACCAGGCGGUCCGCCCGGAGGAGGUCCAGGUGGCCCGGGUGGACCCGGUGGUCCAGGCGGACCUGGUGGACCACAGCCACGUAUGAUGAACCCCAACAUGCCUCCAGGAAUGCGCCAUCCACAUCCACACAUGUCCGGGCCGAUGCACAUGCAGGGACAUCCCGGGCCCGGUGGGCCUCCGCGACCUCAGGGACCACCAAUGCAUCAGGGGAAUGGACCACCGCAGCAACCGCCAAGGUUUCAGAAUCAAAAUCAAUGGAAUGGUCCGCCUCGUAUGAACGGCCCACGACCUGGCGGCCCUGGAGGUCCAGGCCCAAUGCAGCACAGGCCGCAGAUGUUCCAAGGUCCACCGAAUGGGAUGCCGCGUGGGCCUAGACCCGACUGGAACAGACCGCCGAUGCAUGGAGGCUACCCACCCGGUCACCCGGGAGGCCCUGGCCAAGGACCACCGCACAUGCAGGGUGGUCCGCACGGACCCCGUGGCCCUCACCCGGGCUCGAUGGGUGGGCCGCCGGGAGGACCGCAGGGACCAGCGCCGCACGUAAAUCCUGCGUUCUUCAACCAGGGCGGAGGCGGUCCUCCGAACCACCCGAACGGUGGCGGACCGGUUGGGCCACCGCAUGGACCACAGGGCCAGCAGGGUGGCCCACCGGCACACUUUAACCCACAAGCCGCCGGGGCACUGCGCGGUGGCCCGUGGCCGGUACAAGGUGGAAAGCCCCCGGGUGCUCCUGGUGGCUUCCCGGAGCAUCCCAUUACACCGCAGCUAAGUGAGGCGGAAUUCGAAGAGAUUAUGACGAGGAACCGCACCGUUAGCAGUUCCGCUAUUGCAAGAGCCGUCUCGGAUGCAGCCGCCGGAGAAUACUCGAGCGCUACGGAAACCCUUGCCACCGCAAUCUCGCUGAUCAAGCAAUCGAAGGUUGCGCAGGACGAACGGUGCAAAAUACUGAUCGUUUCGCUGCAAGACACGCUGAACGGCAUCGAGACAAAGAGCUACUCCCGGCGGGAGCGGUCUCGCUCGCGCGAACGCUCCCACAGACGCCAGCGCCGAGAGCGCUCGACCUCGCGCUAUCGGGAACGUUCCCGUGAGCGCGAGCGGGAUCGUGAUCGCGACCGUGAUCGCGAUCGUGAGCGUGAUGGCUCGCGCCGGUCGCGCCCAAGAAAAUCACCGGAAACCAACACCGACAACGCAACCGACAGCUCCAAACGCUACUACAAUGACGACCGGUAUCGAUCUUCGGACCGCGAACGGGAACGCGAUCGCGAUCGGGAACGUCGCGAGGAGCAUCGCUCCCGGCACUGAGCUGCUUUCAUCCUUCCCCUCCCCCCCUUUUUUUUGAACAAAACUUCUUCACCCAUCCCUACCCGAUGUGUUAGAAAAUGGGGUGAUUGACAAAACCGACCGACCACCUCCCACACUAUUGAGGCCAAUCGGAGGCACAUUUGAGACCUUUUUUAUCCAUCGGUGUCCGAUUCUCACGAUUGUUAACCCCCGUGUUUCUGGUGGGUUCUUUUUUUUUUGUUUUGACUGUGUGGGCAAAUAGGAAGGAGCAUUUGUUUCUUCACGGCAUCGUAUAAGUGUUUUGCUGUAGAGAUUAUUAUUUCUAGAAGCCGCCUACCAGUUCGUCGGGUAGUUUUCCGUUUGCUGCACCCCAUCGCCCUUUUGCUAGAAAUAAUUCCAUAUUAUCUGUUUGUGAAAAACUCACCCACAAACACACACACACACUUAUAUAAAACACGUAGUAGAAAGAGAGAAGGAUAAAAGUAUCGUUCUCGCCAAAACAAAAAAAGAGACAAAAAGCAGAUUGCAAAUCUACUCCAGGAUAUGAGGCAUUUCUUCCGGAGAGAAAGGACACAAAAAAAACAAAUUAUGAAUAUCAAUCCAUAAUACAAGUAGAACAUUAUCGUAAGAAAUUAAUGUGGAAAGCUAAACAGCAGAACAAAUAACAAUUCUGGUCGAUGAUGAGAGUAAACGAAAAAAAGGUUGAUGAGUGUUGAGAGAUAAAAAAACUAUAUACUGUUGCCUAGUGCAAACGCAAAUCGGGGAGAAACAGAAACUUAACACAUCCUUGGUACCCGUCGGUGUAAACAAGAAAAUCCUAAUCCUGUUGCACCCCCCAUACUCCAACUUUUCGCCGACGACGUGUUUCUACAUAUGCCUAUCCUCGUAUCGUAUCAAUCGAUUCCUCAUACGACGAUCGGUUCUUCAUGUCAAGUGCUAGCUCGAGAGUCGUUGUCGGUGUCGGCUGUGUUUGCUGCAGCAGAGUUCCUGUGCUGAUCCAGUCAUAGCAGAGAUUUUAGCCGAGAUAGCAGAGUCUUCUAGAAGCAUCAACAUCAGCACCAUUAGCAGCAGCAGCAGCAGCAUCUCCAGAGUCGCAUCACUGCACACAACACUCAUCAUUUCGACAGCUGAGACUCCCAGUUCCUGCGACAAAUGAAUCAAUAUUAACAGCAGCACCAAUCAACAAUGACAACGGUGUGUGUGUGUGUGAAUGUUCCAUUUACUACAAAUUGUGCUGCUGUCCAGGAUUCCCGUGUUACAUCGUUACGCGAGCUGCGGAAGAAGAAUGUAACAAAAAUCCUUUUCCCCUCCCCCCCACACCCUUUUUAAAGUCAAUAAUUAUAAACGUAAUCAGAGAGAAAAAAAACAAAAAGAAACAAAAAAAACUGUUCAAAACUUGUGUAUCGUGUUGUGUAUUCUAUCUAUAAUUUACUAGUAUUUGCAUAGAGAACGAACGGUUGUUUGAUUGUAAUUAUUGUACCUUGACCUAGGCUAAGUUGCCCGAUGAACCAAACUUUGUUACUAUGCGCCGAUUAUUUAUAUUGUUUAGUUGAUUUUUUUUUCAAUCUUAUUUAUAUACUUUCUAUUUUUGUAUUUCAUGAUCGACUCGCACACAUAGGAAAUGAUAAGAUCCUGCUCUGUACGGUGAUAAGU